AUGCUGGGGCGCCGGACGCCGUGCGAGCGGCGCCGGACGCUGGCGCUGGCGCUGAUGACCACGGCGGCGCUGCUGGAGACCGCCAACGAGUGCCUGCUGCCGGAGACCGCCAACGAGUGCCUGCUGCCGGCGAUGUACAGGGAGCUGGGGGCGUCGCCCGCCGCGCUGGGCUCCAUCACGCUGUGCCACGCGCUCGUGCAGGCGCUGUGCUACCCGCUCGCCUUGUCCGCCACGGCGCGCUCCGACCGCGCGCGCAUCGUCGCCGCGGGGACCUUCCUCAGCGCCGCGGCCACCGUGCUCGUCGGCGCCUCCACCACGGUCCUCCAGAUGGCGUUGGCCAGGGGCUUCAACGGCGUCGGCCUGGCGCUCGUCCUCCCCGCGGUCUUCUCCCUGGUCGCCGACUACAGCGACGACGACACGCGCGGCACCGCGCUCGGGUGGGUGUUCAUGGCGCAAGGCGUGGGCGGCGGCAUCGGAACCUCGCUGGGGGUCUUGGUUGCCCCCACGAGCUUCUUCGGCAUCCCUGGCUGGCGCAUGGCGUUCCAUGCCCUCGCGCUCGUCAGCGUCGCGCUCGCCGUCGCGACGUGGCGGCUCGCGGUCGACUCCAGGGCGCCAGCGGGAAGCACCAAUGCCAUGCCCACCGUUGCGGAGCUCGCUCGGGAAGUCAAGGGCGUGGUGAGCGUGCCCACAUUCCGGAUCAUCGUAGCGCAGGGGUUAGCCGCGCAGGUACCCUGCUCCGCGCUCACAUUCAUGGCCAUGUGGCUGGAGCUCAUGGGGUUCACGCACUGGGAGACCACCGUGAUCACCAGCCUCAACAACCUCUCCCUCGGGCUCGGCUCGUUGCUCGCGGGUUUCGCCGGCGACCUCGCGGCGCGGCGGUUCCCCGAUACGGGCCGGAUCGCGCUGGCACAGGUGUCCAACGCGUCCACCGUCCCGCUGGCCGCUCUCCUGCUGCUGCCUGCGCGGGCCGGAUGGCCAAUGGCAGGUGCCGCGUACGCCGCCGGGUUCCUGCUCUUGGGCGUCGCUAUCGCCUGGAGCACGGCUUCCACCAGCAACCCGAUCUUGGCAGAGGUCGUGCCGGAGAAGGCGAGGACGGCCGCGUACGCUCUUGACAUGUGCUUCGAGAGCAUUGUCGCGUCGUUCGGGCCGCCCGUCGUGGGCAUCCUGGCGGAGCGCGUCUUCGGGUACCAGCCGCGCGCGGCCGCCGACCGGGAGAACGCCGUCGCUCUGGGGAAGGCGGUCUUCGUGGAGAUCGCUGUGCCGGCGACCAUCUGCUGCCUCGUGUACUUGGAGAUGUACUGGACUUACCCCACGGACAGACGGCGGGCGCGGAUGAUCCUGGAAGAGGCGUCGGGUGGUGACCGGGAGAACAGCGGCUUCGAAGCUAGGGGACCUAAUGUUGCUUCAGCGGCUGAUGAUGGCUUCAACCAGGCCUUACUGCCUAGACUGGCUGCCUGA
Messenger RNA from Panicum virgatum (switchgrass), 1458 nucleotides. RefSeq lists its product as uncharacterized. Gene Ontology annotation, cellular component: membrane. The record is from RefSeq and is a predicted model, not a curated record. Gene Ontology annotation, biological process: transmembrane transport. Lineage: Eukaryota; Viridiplantae; Streptophyta; Magnoliopsida; Poales; Poaceae. The transcript is spliced from 2 exons. Gene Ontology annotation, molecular function: transmembrane transporter activity. Bases 1 to 1458 code for a protein of 485 amino acids.